CUCUCUCAGUGCUUGGGGGCAAUCAAGCGGCGGGGAUGAUGGGAGUCCGGCCGGACAGCCCUGCCAGCCUACCGACGCACCUAAACGCAGCCCAGCACUCCGCUGUGACGGCUCAACUUGUCUGUGUUCCUGCUCCCAGAAUCCACCCAGAGAAACAGUAAAACAAGCAGCUGGAGCCCACGCGGGACUUUAUUGGAAGCGCGCGUCCCUUUGCUUUUUAAUGGUCACACCUGAAAAGGAUAAAAUUCUUUUUCUGUUUUUAAAAAUCUGCUUUCGUGAUUCGGGCCAGGGCUCCUUUCAGGAUUAAAGGGAGUAGAUGAAGAGCUGAAGCCGCUCCAGGAGGAUUAAGAAGUUGGGGAGAUGCUGGAGGAAGCGGAGCAGGCGGAGUGAGGGAGCCCGGUGCGCACUUUCUCCUCCCCGGCUGGACUGAAGCGCUACAGUCCGCUCCUCUUUGCGCUGCUGGAGGCGCGCGCAGGGGACACUUGUUCAUUUAUCUCAUCUUCAUCUUCAUCAUCACUUUUGCUGGAUUAACAAAACAGAAGCAAAGAAGAGCUCAGAGAUUUCACUCCACGCACUCCGCGGAGUUCUCCUGUGUGGAUGGGGUUCGAGCGGCGCGGCGGGGAUGGUGUGAAAUAAAGCAGCAGUUUUUUAAACGCAGGAGUUUCACAUCUGGUAUACUGGGCCAGUCAGCAGCAGGAUCAGGAUGAGAAGAUGGCUGGCUGUGUGUUUCCAAUGGGACCAGAGAGCUUUCAGCGCUUCACGCCGGACUCCCUGGCGGCCAUCGAGCAGCGCAUCGCCCAGGAGGAGGCCCGACGCAAAAAACACUACCAGGAGGACCUGGGCGACGUGGAGCUCCCCCGGCCCCGGCCCGAUCUGGAGGCAGGAAAACAGCUGCCGCGCAUCUUCGCUGACAUCCCAUCUCAUCUGGUGGGCGUUCCACUGGAAGACAUCGACCCAUACUACUUCAAAGACAAGAGGACUUUCAUAGUCCUGAACAAAGGGAAGGCCAUCUUCCGUUUCAGUGCCACAUCCGCCCUCUACAUCUUCAGCCCCUUCCACCCCAUCCGGAGACUCGCCAUCAAGAUCCUCGUGCACUCGUUAUUCAGCUUGUUCAUCAUGUGCACCAUCCUGACAAACUGUUGCUUCAUGGCCAUGUCCGAGCCGGAGUACUGGGCCAAAUACCUGGAGUACACCUUCACUGGUAUCUACACGUUUGAGUCUCUCAUUAAGAUCCUGGCCAGAGGUUUCUGUGUGGGACCGUUCACCUUCCUGAGGGACCCGUGGAACUGGCUCGACUUCAGCGUCAUUGUCAUGGCAUAUGUGACUGAGUUUGUGGACCUGGGUAAUGUGUCAGCCUUAAGGACGUUCAGGGUGCUGCGAGCGCUCAAAACCAUCUCUGUCAUCCCAGGACUGAAGACCAUCGUUGGGGCUUUAAUCCAGUCGGUGAAGAAGCUCGCUGAUGUGAUGAUCCUCACGGUCUUCUGCCUCAGUGUCUUUGCACUCAUUGGCCUGCAGCUCUUCAUGGGAAAUUUGCGGCAGAAGUGUGUGCGGAGCACGGCACACUGCUUCAAUGACACCUUGCCAGCCAACACCUCCUUCUACUGCAACAACAAGACCUGGGCCUCAAUCAAAGACUUCACUGAAGACGAAGACAACUUCUACAAGGUGGAGGGAGCCAAGGAUGCCUUAAUCUGUGGGAACAGCAGCGACGCAGGAAAGUGUCCGGACGGGUUUGUCUGUCUGAAGGCAGGAAGAAACCCCAACUAUGGCUACACCAGCUUUGACACCUUUGGGUGGGCCUUUCUGUCCCUGUUUCGUCUGAUGACACAAGACUACUGGGAAAACCUCUACCACCAGACGCUGCGUUCGGCCGGUAAGACCUACAUGGUGUUUUUCGUGGUGGUGAUUUUCCUGGGCUCCUUCUACCUGAUCAACCUCAUCUUGGCCGUCGUCGCCAUGGCGUACGAGGAGCAGAACCAGGCGACCAUCGCCGAGGCCUGCCAGAAAGAGCGGGAGUUUCAGCAAGCCAUGGAGAUACUGAAGAAAGAGCAACAGGGUGCCACACAAAAAGCUACCGACUCUGACUCAUUGAUGUCACCAGACCUCUCUCCUUUUGGCCCACCAAUGGACAGCUUUGAGGAGCGAAGGCGGAGCCAGGCGCUGAUGGGCGUGGGGGACGUGGAGGCGAACCUAUCUGAGGAGAAGCUUCUGCAGGUGGACUUGACUGAUGGUGGAAAGCCACUCCACCCACUCCUCGCCCGCUCCUUCUCCACAAGGACACGGCGAAGCAGUCAGGUCUCCUCCAUCUUCAACUUCCGACUGAGGAGCCGAGGGUCAGAGGGAGAGAUGGCCGAUGACGAGUACAGCGUACCGGGUGACGUGGUGGAGGGCGUCGGGAGUCGAACCUACAGCGGAGGAACCUUCAGCGGCAUCCUGCCCCAACCGUGGCCCAAACGGAGGCCGAGCACCUACAGCACGGCCAGCCGGAGCUCCCAGGUUUUUUAUCCAACUCUAAACAUUAACGGGAAGCUGUUUGUUGCCAUGGACCAGAACGGGGUUUCCCCACCGCCACUGCAGGGGCAGCUGCCUGCUUGCACCAUGGAGAAGGUCAAGGAGGAGAGUGUUCCCACAUCCACCACAGAGCUGAGCACGAUGCUGCUUCCUCGGCCUUCGUCCACGCAGGACUCGGAGCGCCGGGGCAGGGCAAUGAGUGCUGCCAGCUACCUCACUGACGUCAUGGAAGAACUGGAGGAGUCCCAUAAGAAGUGUCACCCCUGCUGGUACACGUUUGCCCACCGUUACCUGGUUUGGGAGUGCUGCCCUAUGUGGCUUAAGGUGAAGCAGCUGGUGAAGAUCAUGGUGAUGGACCCCUUCCUGGACCUCGCCAUCACCGUCUGCAUCGUCCUCAACACGCUCUUCAUGGCCAUGGAGCACUAUCCCAUGACUGACGAGUUCAACGGCAUGCUCACCAUCGGGAACCUGGUGUUCUCCGGGAUCUUCACAGCAGAGAUGGUGUUGAAGAUCAUCGCUCUGGAUCCGUACUACUACUUCCAAACGGGCUGGAACAUCUUCGACAGCAUCAUUGUCUGCCUCAGCCUCAUGGAGCUCGGCCUGUCCGAUGUGGAGGGGCUGAGCGUGUUGCGCUCCUUCAGGCUGCUUCGUGUUUUUAAGCUUGCUCGCUCAUGGCCAACUCUCAACACGCUGAUAAAGAUCAUCGGGAACUCUAUGGGCGCUCUGGGCAACCUGACGCUCGUCCUCGCCAUCAUCGUCUUCAUCUUUGCCGUGGUCGGCAUGCAGCUGUUUGGAAAAAACUACCAGGAAUGUGUGUGCAAGAUCUCCAAGGACUGCACUCUUCCUCGUUGGCACAUGAAGGACUUCUUCCACUCGUUCCUCAUCGUCUUCAGGGUGCUGUGUGGCGAGUGGAUAGAGACCAUGUGGGACUGCAUGGAGGUUGCAGGGCAGCCGCUCUGCAUCCUCGUCUUCAUGCUGGUCAUGGUCAUCGGAAACCUGGUGCUGUUGAACCUCUUCCUGGCUCUGCUCCUUAGCAGUUUCAGCUCUGACAACCUCUCGGCUCCAGACGACGACGGGGAGAUGAACAACCUGCAUAUCGCUAUUCACAGGAUCACCCGAGGCCUGGCGUGGUGCCGCAGACAGGUGGUGGAUUUCUUUAAUGGGAACCUGAAGCGUCGUCGUCAGAAGCGAAAGGAGGCCAAAGCCAUGAUGAAGCUGAAACGCCUCAGUACCAUCCACACGGAGGCCAACGGUGCUGUCAUAGGGCGUCACGUGGAGAAGUACGUGGUGCCGGAGGAUGACAGCUACAUGACGAAUCCCAACCUGACCAUCAGCGUCCCCAUCGCCCCCGGAGAGUCGGACGUAGAGUUCCCAGAGGAGGAAGAGGACGGGGAGGGAGAGGAGGAGCAGACUGAGGGUUCUGAGGAAGAAGAGGAGGAGAGGGAGGAGCCGAAAGACGACAUCAGCCUAUCAGAGGGCAGCACGGUGGACCUGAGGAAGCCUGGAGAGGAAGAGGAUGAGUACUCAGAGAUGGCUGAAGAGGCAAUGGACCCUGACAACUGUUUCCCAGAUAUGUGUGUGGCCAGGUUUCAGUGCUGCGACAUCGACACCACAGCAGGACUCGGACAGAUGUGGUGGAGGACGAGGAAGACCUGUUACCAGAUCGUAGAGCACAGCUGGUUCGAGACCUUCAUCAUCUUCAUGAUCCUCCUCAGCUCCGGAGCGCUGGCUUUUGAGGACAUCUACAUUGAGCAGAGGAGGGUGAUCAAAGUGGUGCUGGAGUACGCCGACAAGAUCUUCACCUACAUCUUCAUCCUGGAGAUGAUGCUCAAGUGGCUCGCCUACGGCUUUAAGAAGUACUUCACCAACUACUGGUGCUGGCUGGACUUCCUCAUCGUUGAUGUCUCAUUGAUCAGUUUGGUAGCCAACACGUUGGGUUAUUCAGACUUAGCAGCCAUCAAAUCCCUGCGGACGCUGCGGGCCCUGCGGCCCCUCAGAGCCCUCUCCAGAUUUGAAGGCAUGAGGGUGGUGGUCAACGCUCUGAUCGGCGCGAUUCCCUCCAUCAUGAACGUGCUGCUGGUCUGUCUCAUCUUCUGGCUCAUCUUCAGCAUCAUGGGCGUCAACCUUUUUGCCGGGAAGUUUGGCCGCUGCGUCAACAGCACGGGCCAAGUCUACGACGCUUCUGCGAUCAACAAUAAGUCGCAGUGCGAGACCUACAACGACACCUCGACGCACUACUGGAGCAAAGUCAAGGUCAACUUUGACAACGUGGGUGCUGGGUACCUGGCCCUGCUACAAGUGGCAACAUUCAAAGGCUGGAUGGAUAUCAUGUACGCAGCGGUGGACUCGAGAGCUGUGGAGGAGCAGCCUAUCAAGGAGAUCAAUCUGUAUAUGUACCUGUACUUCGUCAUCUUCAUCAUCUUCGGCUCCUUCUUCACCCUCAACCUGUUCAUCGGUGUCAUCAUCGACAACUUCAACCAGCAGAAGAGAAAGUUAGGAGGACAGGACAUCUUCAUGACAGAGGAGCAGAAGAAGUAUUACAACGCCAUGAAGAAACUCGGCUCCAAAAAACCUCAGAAGCCCAUCCCCAGACCAAUGAACGCUCUGCAGGGCUUCUUCUUUGACCUGGUUGGAAAGCAAGCGUUCGACAUCAUCAUCAUGGUGCUGAUCCUCUUCAACAUGAUCACCAUGAUGGUGGAGACGGACGAGCAGCCGCCUCAGAUGGAGAAAAUCCUGAACAACAUCAACCUGGCCUUCAUCAUCAUCUUCACCGCCGAAUGCCUGAUCAAGAUCAUGGCGCUGCGUUGCUACUUCUUCACUGUUGGCUGGAACAUCUUCGACUUUGUGGUGGUCAUUCUCUCCAUCGUGGGGAUCGUGCUUGCUGAUAUCAUUGAAAAGUACUUUGUGUCGCCCACACUGUUCAGAGUGAUCCGACUGGCUCGUAUUGGACGAAUUCUGCGCCUCAUCAGAGGCGCUAAAGGCAUCCGGACGUUACUGUUUGCCCUCAUGAUGUCCCUUCCUGCUCUCUUUAACAUUGGACUACUCCUGUUCCUUGUCAUGUUCAUCUACGCCAUCUUUGGUAUGGCCAACUUUGCCUACGUGAAACGGCAGGGGGGGAUUGAUGACAUGUUUAACUUUGAGACGUUUGGGAACAGCAUGAUCUGCUUGUUUCAGAUCACCACCUCUGCAGGAUGGGACAGCCUUCUCAGCCCCAUUCUCAACAACUCCCCUGAGGAGUGCGAUGCCAACAUCCCCCACACUGGCACCACCGUCAGGGGGAACUGUGGGAACCCAUCAGUGGGCAUCACCUUCUUUGUCACCUACAUUAUCAUCUCCUUUCUCAUCGUGGUAAACAUGUAUAUCGCCAUUAUCCUGGAGAACUUCAGUGUUGCCACUGAGGAAAGCACUGAACCCCUCAGUGAAGACGACUUUGAGAUGUUCUAUGAGGUCUGGGAGAAGUUCGACCCGGAGGCCACGCAGUUUAUCGAGUACUCCAAGCUGUCCGACUUUGCUGACUCGCUGCUAGAGCCGCUGCGCAUCGCCAAGCCUAACAAGAUCAAACUGAUCUCCAUGGACCUGCCCAUGGUCAGUGGAGACAAAAUCCACUGCCUGGACAUCCUGUUUGCCUUUACCAAGCGUGUCCUGGGCGAGUCAGGAGAGAUGGAUGCCCUCAAGCAGCAGAUGGAGGAGAAGUUCAUGAUGGCGAACCCGUCCAAGAUCUCUUAUGAACCCAUCACAACAACUUUGAGGCGCAAGCAGGAAGAAGUCUCCGCCACCAUCAUUCAGAGGUGUUACCGCAGACACCUGGUGAGGCGACAGCUGAAGGCCGCCUCCUACAUGUACCGCCAGAUUACCACACCUCGGCAUGCGGGAGGUGAAGGUGAACAAGGAGGUGAAGUAGUGUUUGGGGAGGAUGCGCCUGAGAAAGAAGGGCUGAUUGCUACCAUGAUGAGGGAAAAUUACGGCUCAAGCAUGUUAGGGAUUGAGCGCUCAGAGACGAUUUCCUCCACCUCAUCUCCACCUUCAUAUGACAGCGUGACACGGGCCACAUCCGAGAUCUUUCAACCGCUCGCUGUCAAGACAGAAACUGUUGCCGACACUGCGGGCAGCGAACAAAGUGAACAAUCGCAGUCAGAAAUCGCCCACGACAGACAGCAGGAAACGACGCCAUAGCAGGAACAGAAAAGCAAAAAAAUUAUUAACAAAUGAGGAUUUUCUCAUUUGAGGUUGGCCUGUUUAUUCUUUUGUUUACUGAAUGUACCAUAGCUGAGAACGCUGAGGCGGCAGCAGAAAGAAGCUAUGAAGAACUACGAGGAGCCUGCAACAUGGAAGAAUUACUACCUUUAACGUCAUUUCCUGUUCCCUGGAGAAAUUCCUGGACUGAGAAACAAGUGUUUUGGGAGUUUCCUGCAGAGAAGCAAAACAACUGCAAAACAGAGAGAGUAACCCUGUCUGUCAGGUCAACUCUGCCUUUGUUGGAGUAAUAGACAGUAAAGGAAAACCUCCUCUUGGGUCGACCAGAACCGGGAGUUUGGAACAAUGACUGACCUUUCACCAAAGCUACAGGUGGUAAUAGGGGUCAGAGCAACUAUAUCACAAAUGUAUCCAUCAUUUUUUGGCCUGGGGAGUUUGUGCCUUCCCACAGUUGAUCAAUAUUCUCAGAGUAUGUUUGGUUGUAAGAGUGACGGCGGUGUUUCUCGACACGUUAAGGGUCGAUGGCGUUCUGACUGACACUCGAGAGAGUAGGGAAAAUAAUGACAACGUGAUUUCAAAACAAUGUUUUCGUAGUAAAAGUACGUUGUUGAUGUUACCAGUCUUUUAAUAGCGGUACAAUUAUUACUAUUUUUUAUAUUUUUUAGAGUAAGUUGAAGAAAACCAAUUAGCAGUCUCUCUUUUGACUUCGGAGUGGCACUAGCUAUGAAAAAGUGGCUGAACUACCAUGUUGUAAUAGAUGAGAGGAGAAGGUGUGAAAAAAAAAAUCUCAAAAACCUGAA
Molecule: messenger RNA, 7505 nt
Organism: Oreochromis aureus
Lineage: Eukaryota; Metazoa; Chordata; Actinopteri; Cichliformes; Cichlidae
Product: sodium channel protein type 4 subunit alpha-like
Exons: 32
Coding region: 712-6684 (1990 amino acids)
Biological process (GO): membrane depolarization during action potential; neuronal action potential; sodium ion transmembrane transport
Cellular component (GO): plasma membrane; voltage-gated sodium channel complex; axon
Molecular function (GO): voltage-gated sodium channel activity; protein binding
Source: RefSeq, a predicted model, not a curated record